Messenger RNA from Pieris napi, 4170 nucleotides. It is a transcript of the gene brun, whose product is annotated as protein brunelleschi. The record is from RefSeq and is a predicted model, not a curated record. Lineage: Eukaryota; Metazoa; Arthropoda; Insecta; Lepidoptera; Pieridae. The transcript has 17 exons. The coding region runs from base 207 to 4121 and encodes 1304 amino acids. Gene Ontology annotation, cellular component: trans-Golgi network.
GUUUAUAAUAAUGAUCCCAAAAAUAAUAGCUUAUUAAUUUGUCACCAUAAUUGGUAACAUAUAUUAAUACUUACUAGUGUGUGAUACAGAUACCAUUUCGUACUAAUCUACCAAUUUAUACCGUUAUUAAAAAAUUCCUUAUAAGGUGAAACUUUUUAAAUGGCCUUGUUAAAAGUAGUGGAACAUCGAUUGUUCUAACAAUUUCAAUGCGCUCAUCGGUAAGCUAUAUAUUAUCGCACGCGCCCGGGGAGUCGGUGAUGUCGCACCCGGACUACACACAGGAGACACAGCACCAUGCAUGCCUUUUGGUGCUGGUCAAAGGUAUUGGGGGCGUACUCAAAAAUUUUAAUAAACUAUGGGAGCGUAUACAGAAAAUAAAUAACAUCAAAGUUACAGAUUCAAAUGGACAAGUGAGAGAUAUUUGGGUUAGAUAUGUACGAGAUUAUCCAGUUGAAAACAAUGAUUGGGGUGAUUUUCAAACUCAUAGACGUCUACUUGGACUGAUAUCAAUAAGUAAAUUUACAAACCAGGUUGAGCUAAAUGAAGUAUGCAGAGUUCAUGAAUCACUUAAAGUGAAAUAUACAAACACCUUAUAUGACUCCAGAGCUUUUAUGUUUGGUCCUGGGAAUAAUUUGAAAAAACCAGAACAAGAACCAGAAACAUACAGUGUUGGUUUAGAUGAUGAUAAAGUGGCUAAAGAAAAAUCAACCUUCAGUGAUAAAAUCUCAUUACCAAGUGAGCAAAUAGAUAGCUUAUCAUCAACAGACAGCUUUCCGAGAUCUUCAUCAUCAGCCUCAUACUCUUUGCCAGAAGAGAACUUUACAACACCAUCCAAUUUUAAAACCCAUGCUAUGUUUUAUGGGGAAAAUGAUCCAGUACUUGACUUGGAGCAACACGUUGCAGAUUUGAUUAAUUCAUUGUUUUGGGUUGUCGAGUCUAAGCGAUUGGAAAGGUCUAAGGAGAAAUUAGAAAAGGUCUCUUUAUUAUUAGCGCCAUUUGAGAAGCGUGACUUUGUUGGUCUUGAUAUGGAAUCACGCAAUAAUAAAAAGAGAUGUAUGGGGAGGGUGACAAAAAACCUUGCAGAUUUGACCCUACAAGCUGGUCUAGUGGGAGAGUCACUGACUUUAUACCAUUCCUCAGCUGAAAUUCUAAAAUCAGUUAAUGACUGGCUAUGGCUUGCUGCUGCUAAGGAAGGUCACUGCGCUGCCUCUGCAAUUCUAAUUUAUCCAAACCUUCGAAACUCAACACCGUUACAACGUAACGCAAGUCUUCAAGAAAACUCUCCACUUAAAUUAAAAUCCCUCUCACUCUACCAACCAAGCGACCCGUUCAGAAAAUUCAAACCAAAUUCACCGCUCAAAGUGUCCAGUCCGGUCAAUCCACCCAGCGAGCUGACUCCAUCAUCAUCGGAAAGCAUGGAGACAUCAUCGCGGCAGUCGGAAUCAGAGAAUGCUGAUACCGAGUCUCUGUCUAGCGAUAUUGAAUACCAGAGCCAAAGAUCUUACCUCACACCGGACUUGCCUUCGAUACCAAGACAGCCUCAUCUACAAAGCCAGCACCUUCUGAGUGGAGAAGAUAUAGCAGAGAAAUAUCGCAAAGCCAUAAUCCACUAUAGUAAAUAUCAAAACGCUGGGAUAAUUGAGACGGAAGCAUGCUUCAAAGCGGCAAGAAUAGCCGUGGAACAGAAUAAUAGUCUGAUCGCGUCUGGGUUUCUGCAAAAUGUUAUGUUUAUUAAUUUGACGUUGAGUGAACAGGAGAAGAUUCAGCGGUUUGACACAUUGGCCGAGCUUUACAAGGAAAUUGGAUUUCUUCGCAAGGCGGCGUUUUGUCAACGAUUAGCGGCAACUCGUCACGUGAGCGCUAAUAACCCAAAUCCGGAUUGGAGACGCUGCUACUACCUCAUGCUGCACAGCUUCCCAGGACAUCGACUUAGCCUGGAUCCCGGUUAUGCUGUACAGCAUCAAGUUGGCUGGCCCGUUCUUCAAAUCCAGUUAUUACAAGAAGUAGUGGUAGCAGCGAAACGUAUGGUGCACCCGGCACUCGCGACGCGGCAUAUGACUUUCCUGCUGCAGGCCAUGUGGCCUCAUCUCGGGAAACACGAGCAGAGAGAUCUCGCUAUACAGCUUCAGGCACUUUCCGCCCAAUGCGAGGGUGGACCUGUUCCGUUAGUACUAGAGACUGGCGAAGUGAUACCCCCCGCAAAUCUGACACAUGUGCCCCAUUGUUCCCAUUUCACACCGCGGCCAUUACCACCUCCUCGGAUGCCACAUCUCAUCAAAUCUAAGCCCCAACAGGGACCUUUUAUAUUCACACCGAUACAUUUUGGAAGCUUGGAACGGACCAAGAAAGAUGAGGGGAAGAUGGAGUACCUCUGGGUUGAGGACGACAUAUGUGAGGUCCAAAUGAAACUAACAAACCCACUACCAUUCGAGUUAAAAGUGUCGAAUAUGCGUCUGUUAACCUCUGGUGUGGUAUUCGAAUCGAUCCCGGAGACGAUAAUACUACCCCCAGACUCCCCAACGACAGUCAAUCUCCACGGCACCCCAAAAGAAGUGGGGGAGUUGCAAAUUUUGGGAUAUUCCACCCAUACGUUGGGAGUGAAAUCUAAUUGCCGACUUAAGAAUAUGCCGCUACCGAAUAAAUUUCCGGCGUCGUUUAGCCUCGAUGUUAUCCCAAAAUUGCCGACAAUCACAAUUGAGACUGAACUCAUCUCGGGAAUUGAGUCAUGCGGGAGUGUCACUAAUCUAUCGUUAUACAAUGGAGAGAGCACGGAAUGUGCCAUUAAAAUAACUAACACGAGCAGUGUCCCGAUUGAGUACUUGGAUAUUUCCCUUCAGUCAAAUAUGGACAGCCAAUUACAGUCAAAAGUAUUCCAAUGGUCCAACGAUGAUAUCCAAUCCCAAUUGCCGAUAAAACCCAACGCAGUCGCCACAAUUAUAAUGAAAUUGUAUGGGGAAGCAGACUUUUUGGAUUUAGGGGGCUGUGAUUUAUUUCCCAAUAGUUUGACGUCGAACUAUCCAUCGAGGGUUGGAUCUCCUGUUCCACAUGCUUCGCUUCCAACUCAAAGUUCAAAUCAGCAGAAUAGUUUGAGUAGUGGUCUUAUUAAUAGGACUUCGGGAAGUUUUAGAUCAACAAAUUCCCAAACAACUAGUUGGUCCGCGCCGUUGUCAGUGAUGCCUCCUUCGCGGGGACGACAAAUUGAAACACAGAUAUUACUGAGAUACGCAGGUGGCGUUGGAACGGAAUAUUGUCGUCAGUCAACGUUACAAGUCAACUUAGAACUAUUGCCCAGCGUGUCUAUAACGCAUUGGGACGUCCUACCCGCAGAAAUACCCAGUCAACUUUACUUAGUACUGGAUGUAACAAAUUUGACCUCUGAGGAAUUGGAUUUACAGUAUACAGAUAAUAAACAUAUACUAAUCGAAGGCAAGGAGUCGUGUAGAGUACCCGUUCCCUUGGAUCGGUGUCCUUUCAAUGUCACAGCUAAGACUAAUGACGAUACAAUAGAUACAAAAUCCAUAAGCACGAGCUGUUCAAAUACCCUUGAACUAAUGUGUUCAGAGCAUAUUACUAACAAAGUGGAUCUAAGGUGGAAAUUAGUUCAGUCCAAUAUAAAUGGGAAAGCCUCAGUAAAGGGUAUAACGUUAUCCCAAGCUAUGAUAGAUAUUGUAAGGAUGUCACCGCUGAACUGGGAAGUGAGCAUAAACAAACAAUGUAUAAAGCCCCAAGAGGAAUAUAGUUGUAACGCUGGCGAAUGUUUGUCUCUGGGCGUUUGUAUAGGAAACCACCUGUCACGGCCCCUUCACAAACUUUGUUUGUCUGUGCAAUUCUAUCAAGAUUAUAAUAAUGGUGUUAUGAAUUAUAAAUUGGAUAAUUCAGUAGCUACUGCUGGGAACAAUAAAAUUGUGUUAUCAACGUUAGAGGAAACAGCAAAAGCCUACCACGAGUGUACAGUAGUCUUUCUGACUCCUGGCGAAUUUAAAAUCGACAUACAAUGUUCGACGACAGAACCUUUGACAGAUGACCCAAAUGCCAAAGAUAUGUCAAUUCAGCAAUGUGCUGGCGAAAUAAGUCACGUCUGGAGAUUUAUACCACCUGUAGCUAUAAGUGUUACAGAUUAGUUUAAAGCUAAAUGUUAUUUAUUCAUAUUAAAAUUGUUUAUAUUGAAAA